This is a messenger RNA of Protopolystoma xenopodis, 915 nucleotides long. The record is from the annotation of a GenBank genome assembly. Lineage: Eukaryota; Metazoa; Platyhelminthes; Monogenea; Polystomatidea; Polystomatidae.
AUGAGGCGGGGUGUGGCGGAGUGGAUGGCCCGAUUUUCGACUUGUCCGUUCCGGUGCGGCGGUAGCGAGCCAACGCUGGCCUGGAACUGGAGGCCAAUGGUACAGGGCGCCGGGGGAGUAGAUCCUGAGGGUGUGAGUCUCACAGAAAAUCCAGAGUCGACUUUAUCGAUGACCGCUUGCGCCUGGCCGUUUGCCUCAGUCUUGCCUCAGAUCGACACGCCUCAGCAAGCAGAGGCAGGCAUUGGAGACGAUCUAACAUGCCUGCCCCAUCUCGCUCUCUCGCCGUGCCGCUACCGCCGAAAGCCUCUUUUGCCCGGCCAAGCUGUCAUCUGUACCAGCCGACCAGCCGACCAGCCAGCCAGCCAUCGCUGUUCAGUCGUUCGUCCGUCCGUCCGUUUGUCUGGCCAUCCGACUCGUCUGUCUGUCUGUCUGCCGUUUCUGUCUUUCUCUCAACUACCAUUUUCAUCUCUCUCCCAGGCAACCUUGGCGCCUAGCCGUGGAGCCUGGUUGUCAAGGCCCAAUCACGGCAAGGACUCUACGAGCCAAUCAAUCUGGCCGACGAAACGACCCCCUCACACUACCAGUUUCCUCCUGCAAAUCAGUCAGACGGACGUCGAGUUAACCUCCUCCUUUUCUCUCCUUCUCUACACUUGUGCCGUCUUUGCACCAGCAACGCCGCGCACAGGCGUACAAGCAAUUAGGGCUCGACAGAAGUCCUCUCAGCCCAAGCCAGUCGCCUACCGCCUUGGGUCUGGUCGACCUGGUGUCAGUACCACUCUCCUCUUGCCUACACUGCGCACUACGCCCAACACACUCGCCAUCCCACGUCUUCACUUUGACUCUCACCAAACUAAAACCGGUUGGUUGAUACCCCAAUCUUCAAGGCCACUGCCUAAAUGGUCACUAUUCUGGUAG